UUCCUUCUCAAAUUUUGAGAUUGAGUGAAAAUUACAUAUAUGCAUGUACGUGCGUUGGAUAAGAAAUUCCUUAGAACAUUUGGGCAUGAAAAGAAUUUUGUUGGUGCAACAACUUCACCUUCUCAAGUAAAGUCAUCUAACCAUAUAUGAUUUAUUGCAUGAAAUUCUUGGCAGAGAUUACCAUUAUAUUGUUGUUCGAUCACAUAGUUGAUAGCUACGUAUAUUUUCAUUUAAUCCCUCAGUCGGGUACACAUAGAGUUAGGUGUAAUAUCCAUGUUACAUUUUCCUAGAACGUAAUGACUACAAAUAUAAGAUCUCGAUCAAUGAAGGGACCACCAGAGAGAGUAACGGAGGAGCCUAUAACCCUUAAGAGUUCCCUAUGCACGGUAACAAGUGUUUUUCUAACAAAUAUUGCGGGAUAUUGGAGAAAUGUUAGUGUAUUGUGGUGUAAAAACCUAAUGAACAUUUCUUUUAGCAUCAUUAUAGAUGGAUGUGAAGGUGAAAUGGAAAGGCAAACAACAUGCAAGGUAGAGUUAAAACCUUGGCAUUUUUGGAGCAAGAAAGGGUACAAAUCUUUUGAGAUGGAUCACAAUAAGGUACCGGAGGAAUCCAGCCACCAACUCGACUUGUAUUGGGAUCUACGAUCUGCCAAGUUUGCCGGUAGCAGCCCCGAGCCAUGCUCAGACUACUACGUAGCACUUGUAUCCGAUGAAGAGGUUGUGCUAUUACUAGGGGAUUUCAAGAAGAAGGCUUAUAAGCGCACAAAGAAAAGGCCAGCCCUAGUAGACGCAAUCCAAUCCUUAAAGAAGGAGACAGUGUAUGCUAAGAAGAGUUUCGCGACAAGGGCACGUUUCACUGAAAGCAAAUGGGAGCACGACAUAGUGGUAGAGAGUUCAACAACGGGAACUAAAGACCCGGAGAUGUGGAUUAGUAUCGAUGGAAUCGUUCUCAUUCAUAUCAAGAACUUGCAAUGGAAGUUCCGAGGGAACGAAACAGUGGUGGUUAACAAGACGCCGAUUCAGGUGUUGUGGGACGUUCACGCAUGGCUAUUUUGUAAUCCAGGAACAGGGUAUGGAUUGUUCAUAUUCAAACCGGGAGUAUCCGAAAUGGACACAGAUAAGGAGGGAAGCAAUAGAAGUGGAGCUAGUGACAAUAGUUGUGGUAGUAUGUUUUACUCAACACAAAGUGCUCAAACCAAAAUAGUUGAUUUUUGCCUGUUAUUACAAGCUUGGAAAACCGACUAAAAUUGAAUCUUAC
Messenger RNA from Chenopodium quinoa (quinoa), 1257 nucleotides. RefSeq lists its product as uncharacterized. Bases 297 to 1244 code for a protein of 315 amino acids. Lineage: Eukaryota; Viridiplantae; Streptophyta; Magnoliopsida; Caryophyllales; Amaranthaceae. The record is from RefSeq and is a predicted model, not a curated record. The transcript has a single exon.